UGACAACGGAAGCAUUCUUGUUCCAGGACUGGCUUGUUUACCCUCUCAUGCAUUCAGGCCAUGGGGGCCAACAGAGGGACAUAUUUGGACAGUGAUGAUGCACGGUGCAGACACAUUUAAACCUUGACCUCAAGAGAAUUUCAUUAAAUGCAAGUCAACAAUUUGCAUGUGUAUAUAUAUGUAUAUGUGUAUAUAUAUAUAUAUACACACUGUAUGUGUGUGUGCAUAGAAUGAUGUAAUGUGAUGUAAUGUGAGUAUUUUAUUUAUAUAAAUUUAUAUGAUUUAAUAAUGCAAUUGUCUGCAAUUUUACAGAUAAAACAGUAGAUCUAUUUAUUAAGAAAAAUAGCAGAAAAUAAAUAAGUAUUUAAAUAAAUAAAUAAAUAUUUGGGUAAUAUUAUUAAGUCCAAAUACCAUAUUACGCUGGCAAAAGAGUGAGUCCAAAUUUAUAAAUAUUUUUUUUUAGACGAAUAUUUUGGAGUUUUGGCCGUGUGGCAGGACAAAAGAACUUAGGGCUUUAACGAUCCACAAGCGAAAACGCUUGGUCAUACUGGCUUUAUAUUAUAGAAAACCUCGGUGUGCAUUUUAAUUAAUAUUCAGGCUUGAUAUAUCAAAAACACAAUCGAUUAAUUGAAGAGGGAAUCGACGUUUCAUAACGAGAGCAGAAUAAUUGUAUAUGGGAGUUCCUAGUCUGGCCUGUCACCUUGACAACAUUGGCCCAAUGACAGCGCACACGCGAACUAGGCCAGCCAAUCAGAGGCGUCCGCCAAAGCUGCAUGUCAUUUCUGCCCGGGCUCAACCUGCACCGUGUUUUGUUUGUCUGUCUGCGCACCGGGGAUGAAACCGCGGGGUCCGCCGCCGCCGCCGCCUCGGUACAAGCGACGGAACUCUGUCAUCACUUUCCGCUCAUGAGGACUCCGGUAACCGCAGAAGACGCACGGAGCAGGACCGAAAGGGAGCAGCAGCAGCAGCAGCAGCACCAGCGCCGCCGCCGCCGCCUCUGCUGCCGCGGAGCCAGGUGCCGCUGGAUGAGAGUCUGACUAGGCAUUUUCUCCCCGGUGACAGAGACUAUCUCAGCCGCGCAUCUUCCAGGAUAGGCGCUCCCUCCAUCCCCUCCCCUCCUCUUCUCCUCCUCCUCCUCUCCGCGGCUGCAGCCCACCGACCAUGGCCCUGGUGACACUGCAGCGCUCUCCCACCCCCAGUGCAGCAUCCUCGGCGAGCACGACCAACAGCAGUGCGGGGGAGGACUUUGGAAGCGACGAUGACAGGAAAAAUAACCAGAGCCUCAGCGAGAGCUUCUUCAUGGUCAAAGGAGCCGCCCUCUUCCUCCAACAGGGUGGUAAUGCACAGGAACCAAAGACGCCAACCCACCACAAACACGCAGGCGAUUUACCUCAACACCUGCAGGUCAUGUUCAAGAUCCUCCGGUCUGAAGAUCGCAUUAAGCUGGCAGUGCGGUUAGAGAGCGGAUGGUCGGAUCGAGUGCGCUACAUGGUCGUUAUCUACACCAAUGGCCAUCAAGAUACAGAGGAAAACAUUGUCCUGGGAAUGGACUUUACAGACAAGGACAGUAAAAGUUGCUCUAUUGGGAUGGUGCUGCCACUGUGGAGUGAUACCAACAUACAUCUAGAUGGAGAUGGAGGCUUCAGUGUGAACACGGCAGGGCGGUCACAUGUCUUCAAGCCUGUGUCUGUGCAGGCCAUGUGGUCCGCCCUGCAGGUCCUCCACAAGGCCUGCGAGGUGUCUCGCCGCUUCAACUACUUCCCAGGGGGCAUUGCUCUCACGUGGAUGGCCUUCUAUGAGAGCUGCAUCACCUCCGAGCAAAGCUGCAUCAACGAGUGGAACGCUAUGACCGACCUGGAGACCACACGGCCUGACUCUCCCACCAUGUUUGUUGACCGGCCAACUGAGCGAGAGAGGACAGAGUGUCUCAUUAAAGCCAAACUACGCAACAUCAUGAUGUUCCAAGACCUGGAGAACAUCACGUCGAAGGAGAUCCGUAAUGAGCUGGAGCAGCACAUGAGCUGCAACCUCAAAGAAUACAAGGAGUUCAUAGACAACGAGAUGCUUUUGAUCCUGGGUCAGAUGGACAAGCCCACACUUAUAUUUGACCACGUUUAUUUGGGCUCAGAGUGGAACGCUUCCAACCUGGAAGAGCUACGUGACUGCGGGGUUGGUUAUAUUCUGAAUGUUACCAGAGAAAUUGACAACUUCUUCCCGGGGAUGUUCUCUUACCACAACAUCCGUGUGUACGACGAGGACGCCACCGACCUGCUGGCCCACUGGAACGACACCUACAACUUUAUCGUCAAAGCCAAGAAGAAUAACUCCAAGUGCCUGGUGCACUGUAAGAUGGGGGUGAGCCGGUCUGCCUCUACAGUUAUUGCCUAUGCAAUGAAGGAGUAUGGCUGGUCUCUGGAGAAAGCUUACAACUUUGUCAAGCAGAAACGGAGCAUAGCUCAACCCAACGCCGGGUUCAUGAGACAGCUGGCAGAAUAUGAGGGAAUCUUGGACGCCAGCAAACAGCGGCACAACAAGCUCUGGAGGCCUGGCACAGAUGAGGAAGGUUCAGAUGAUCUCCAGGCCUCUGGUCACUGUGCUGGUGGAGAGGAAACACCGGUGCUCAGAGAGGAAGAAGCUUGGGGAGGCUGCGGGGCGUCUCCAUGUAGGGGUAUGGGUCUGGAGAUGGAGCCCCUGGACUCUCUCAACUAUAACUAUUACUUCAGACGUUUGUCAGACUCUGCAUUGGACAGUGAGCCCUCCACUCCAGUGCGAGGUCCCCCUCUGCUCGGUAUGGAAAGAGUUUUCAUCGAGAUCGAAGACGUUGAGAGAGAUGCUCUGUUGGAGGACGAGGGUUUCCCCAUGGCCCAUUUAGCCCUACCAGGGGAGGGCACGGCGGCGCAGACAUGUGGCCGCCUUGAUCCCCUGGAAGACAUGAGACUGAGGCUCGAGUUCAGCACGCUGGAGGAAGAGGACGAAGAAGAAGCCAAGAAAGAGGAAGCUGAGAUGGCGGCCUUGGCUCAGACGCCUGGAAAUUCCGACGGGAAGAAGUCAGGGGAGGAGGCCGAGAGGAGUGAGGAGAGCCGGUUAGGCUUAGCCAACCUGAACACCAACAACAGCAACCGCCUGGCCGCCAAGCGCAGCUGCCCUGCAGCUUUUGAUGACAGCGCUGGUGCAGGAAACCCUUUAAAAGUGAAGCCCUCCUAUCAGUCCUGUAAAGACUGCAUGCGUCUACCACAAGGACGGCGUUGUGACCGUCCCGCAGGAGGCCGUUCCCACCGCCUUAACCCCUCCCGACACUGCACCGUCCCCUCCAUAUGCAUAGACCCACCCGGGACACAUUUUGCUUCCACCCCGAUCCUGCAGUCCCUACCGACCCCUGGAGCCGUCCCGCCGAACCUGGUCCAGCCCUGUUCUUACGUCUACCGCUGCUCCACCUGCACCCCCGCCGUCCCGUCCGUCUCCCUGACCAACCACCAGAAACUGGUCUCGCCCAUGAACUGCGAGGAGAUGCCUCCGGACCGCAGCUCGGUGGACACGGAGGACAUGGACGAACGGCAGACGGGGGAGCAAAUAUUAAGAGGGAGCGCCGAGGCCUUCGGUGUGUUACACCCCGGCGGUGCGGUGGAGCUCCCGCAGCAGGGUCUCGCCCAGCUGCAGAUGCCAGGACUGGGGAUAGAGUUCAGCCUGGAACUGAUGCGCCAGAGGGCGGAGCGUCUCGAGAAGCUGCCGAGCAUGGCCAUGGAGGGCCAGUUCCCAGUGGGGUCCCUUCCUUAAUGCAGUGGCUCGAGCAGCGAUGAGACGGAGGAAGCGGCUUACCGCUGCCUCGACCGCUACGACAGGCUGUGAGAUAUUAGACGACCACUGCUUUGGUGAUGUAACAGAAACGAAGCUCUGCGCUGACCUCUGCUGUAAUGUCUUGGCGUCAUAGCUCCAUUUGAACAAGCUGCAGCAGCGCUCUGAGUGCCCUGUUACAGACCGCUGGCAUUAGGAUGCAGAUGGCGCUGGAUGUUUUCACCAUGUGCUAAAGGCCAGGAUGCUUUUGGUCAAGUUGAGACGGAAAAACUUUCUCAAGCCCUUCACCUCUCCUUCGGACGUGAUUGACAGCCAUCUCGGCUCUUCGCACCUCUCUGUCCCAUCCUGCACACGGGAUACUCCCAGUGGAGAUGAGCGUUAAUCCUGCCAUUUUAGCUUCAGCAGACGGGUUUGGCAAGACAUCGGUGGUUUGUAAGAUCUAGCUGUUGUGUCUUUAUGAUCCCUCAGAGUGCCACCCUCAGCACGUUAAUGUUGAUGAAAAGAAAAAUGCCCGAAGUAACACGCUUCUGUCAGUGUACUGUGUGUUUCCAAUCCCGCUCAUCAACAGUAUUCAUGGAGGUGCUCAAUGAAUAUUUAUAGCUGAGCCGGUUCCACCGCAUCUACUCUCUCCACACUUUCCCACCGACACGUUUUCCCUGCUGCAGCUGCUUUUUUGCAUCACAAGAGGGCAUUUCAUGUGAAAGCAUAAUGAUUUCCGAACCAUACGCAAGCCUUUUUAUGCCUCUUUGUAAAGCGUCGUACCUCGGACCACAAGUAUCUCAGACUGUUUUGGUCAAAGACUGUUUUGUUCUCUCCGCUCAGUGGCUGGUUCACCCUGACCUCCUCCUCCUCCUCCUCGUCCUCCAAUAAAGUUAAUGUAAUCAUGUACUUAAAGCGCUCAGUUUAGCCCACGCAUGACUCUGCAGUGUUACAAAAACAUAUCUUCAACGUGUUUAGACGGAAAAAUAUUAAGCCUGUCUUUUAAUUUUUUCCACUUUUUUUUUUUUUUU
Mugil cephalus (flathead mullet) is the source of this 4802-nucleotide messenger RNA. RefSeq names its product slingshot protein phosphatase 1b (gene ssh1b). The transcript is spliced from 15 exons. Bases 1162 to 3774 code for a protein of 870 amino acids. Gene Ontology annotation, cellular component: cytoplasm. Gene Ontology annotation, molecular function: actin binding; protein tyrosine/serine/threonine phosphatase activity. The record is from RefSeq and is a predicted model, not a curated record. Lineage: Eukaryota; Metazoa; Chordata; Actinopteri; Mugiliformes; Mugilidae. Gene Ontology annotation, biological process: actin cytoskeleton organization; negative regulation of actin filament polymerization; protein dephosphorylation.